Globicephala melas (long-finned pilot whale) is the source of this 844-nucleotide messenger RNA. It is a transcript of the gene COMMD1, whose product is annotated as copper metabolism domain containing 1. The record is from RefSeq and is a predicted model, not a curated record. Gene Ontology annotation, biological process: negative regulation of protein localization to cell surface; regulation of proteasomal ubiquitin-dependent protein catabolic process; positive regulation of protein ubiquitination. Lineage: Eukaryota; Metazoa; Chordata; Mammalia; Artiodactyla; Delphinidae. Gene Ontology annotation, cellular component: endosome.
GGCAUCCGCCAACUAUGGCGGGCGAGCUUGAGGGCGCUAAGCCGCUGAGCGGGUUGUUGAGCGGCCUGGCUCAGGACGCUUUCCAUGGGCACCCGGGCAUCACGGAGGAGCUGCUGCGGAGUCAGCUCUAUCCGGAGGUGCCACCUGAGGAGUUCCGCCCCUUUAUGGCGAAGAUGAAGGGGAUUCUUAAGUCUCUUGCAUCUGCAGACAUGGAUUUCAACCAGCUGGAAGCAUUCUUGACUGCUCAAACCAAAAAGCAAGGCGGGAUCACAUCUGACCAAGCUGCUGUCAUUUCCAAAUUCUGGAAGAGCCAUAAGACAAAAAUCCGAGAGAGCCUCAUGAACCAGAGCCGCUGGGACAGUGGGCUUCGGGGCUUGAGCUGGAGAGUUGAUGGCAAAUCGCAGUCAAGACACUCAGCUCAAAUGCACACUCCUGUUGCCAUAAUGGAGCUGGAAAUAGGGAAAAGUGGACAGCCAUCAAUACUUUCAAGCCCCUUCAGUUCAGAAGUGUCCUGUGUUGUCUGUCUAUACCAUGAAGUGGGAGAGGUUGGGAAGCAUUGCUUUAUUGGAUUACAAGCAAAGUCUAAGAUUCUGGACUUCAGCAAGAGGUCUUCUACAUGGAAUCUGAAUUUCUGUGUUUGGAGUUUGAUGAGGUCAAGGUCACCGAAGUCCUGAAGAAGCUCUCGGAGGUAGAAGAAAGUAUCAGCACACUGAUGCAGCCAGCCUAGCUGAAGAUGGAGCUGUUGAAGCAAAGGUGUUCAUGAUCCCUCCCCAGGGACCUGCUUUUUUUAAAAAAAAAAAAAUCUUAUUCCCCCAAUAGUAUUAAAUCCUCAAGUUCAAAUCUU